Malurus melanocephalus (red-backed fairy wren) is the source of this 6743-nucleotide messenger RNA. It is a transcript of the gene UNC13A, whose product is annotated as unc-13 homolog A. Gene Ontology annotation, cellular component: presynaptic membrane; presynaptic active zone cytoplasmic component; plasma membrane. Lineage: Eukaryota; Metazoa; Chordata; Aves; Passeriformes; Maluridae. Bases 42 to 5216 code for a protein of 1724 amino acids. The record is from RefSeq and is a predicted model, not a curated record. The transcript has 41 exons. Gene Ontology annotation, molecular function: diacylglycerol binding; phospholipid binding; calcium ion binding. Gene Ontology annotation, biological process: presynaptic dense core vesicle exocytosis; neuromuscular junction development; synaptic vesicle maturation.
UCGCGGUGCGAGGCAACCUGCCCUCSUGGGAGCAGGACUUCAUGUUUGAGAUCAACCGGCUGGACCUGGGCCUGACRGUGGAGGUGUGGAACAAGGGGCUCAUCUGGGACACCAUGGUGGGCACAGUGUGGAUCCCCCUCCGGACCAUCCGGCAGUCCAAUGAGGAGGGCCCUGGGGAAUGGCUCACGCUCGACUCCCAGGUCAUCAUGACUGACAAUGAGAUUUCAGGCACCAAAGAUCCGACUUUCCACCGCAUCCUCCUUGACACCCGCUUUGAGCUACCGCUGGACAUCCCCGAGGAGGAGGCCAGGUACUGGGCCAAGAAGCUGGAGCAGCUCAAUGCGAUGCGGGACCAGGAUGAUUAUGCUUUCCAGGAGGAGCAGGAGAAGCCUCUGCCCGUGCAUGGCUCGCAGUGCUGCAACUGGAAUUAUUUUGGCUGGGGAGAACAGCAGAACGAUGACCCUGACAGCACUGUGGAYGACCGGGACAGCGACUACCGCAGCGAGACCAGCAACAGCAUCCCCCCACCCUACUACACCACCUCCCAGCCCAAUGCCUCCGUGCACCAGUACCCCAUGAGGCACCAGCAGCAGAGCUCUCGCGACUCCUACACGGACUCCAUGCAGAGCUACGAGAUGGACUACUCGGACCAGGCUCCCAUCAGACGCUAUGGUAGUGUAGACUCUGCCGCAAACGGACGCAGCGACGCUGAGUCCGGUUCUGAGUCGAGCAGGCGGACCAGCCGCCAGCCUUCCCUUGAGAGCAGGCGGUCCCUAGACCUAUCGGAUAGCCCCACAGGGAGCAGCCGCUACGCCUCGUCGGCAGAGCUGAGCCAGGGCAGCUCCCAGCUGAGCGAGGACUUCGAGAAUGAGAGCCUGAGGGACUCAGAGCUGGACGAGAGGGACGGCGACUCCUACCACUCCUGCCACAGCUCUGUCAGCUACCGCAAGGACUCGCCACGCUGGGAGGAGGAGGAUGAUGAUGAUCUCUACCUGGAGGAGGAGGAGGAAGAGUUCAUUGAGGACUACAGUGAGACUGAAGAGGGCUACCCCAAGGACGAGGAGCUGGAGGAGGAGGAGGAGGAGCUGCGGGAGCAGGACACCUAUGAACCCCCUGAGCACGAAACGUACCCACCACCACCACAGAAACCCCCUCCACAGCAGCAGCARCAACAGGUGCCACAGCAGCAGCAACAGCAGCAACAGCAACAGCAGCAGCAACAGCAGCAGCAACCCCAGCUGGUCCCACAGCAGAAGCCUCAGCAGCAGGAAAGGAAGGAGGAGAGGAAAGAGGAGAGGAAGGAGGAGAAGGACACCUCUAUCCCCCAGGAAGCUCCUGAGGCCCUCCAGGCCCAGCGGGCAGAGGAGGAAGUUCCUGUGCAAGAGGCAGCCCCGGAGACUGAGCCCCCAAAGCCGGAUGAGAGGGAGCCAGCAGAAGAGGAGGUGCAGGACCCUAAAGCACGAGCCAAAGCCAACUGGCUGAGAGCCUUCAACAAGGUCUGCAUGCAGCUGCAGGAGGCCCGCGGGGAAGGUGAUGGAGAGAAAUCCCUGUGGUUCAAAGGCGGGCCUGGUGGCGGGCUGAUCAUUAUAGACAGCAUGCCGGACAUUCGCAAGCGAAAGCCCAUCCCCCUAGUUAGCGAUUUGGCCAUGUCCCUGGUCCAGUCCAGGAAAGCGGGAAUCACGUCCGCACUGGCCUCGAGCACCUUGAACAAUGAGGAGCUGAAAAACCAUGUUUACAAGAAGACCCUGCAAGCCUUAGUGUACCCCAUCUCCUGCACGACGCCCCAYAACUUCGAGGUGUGGACGGCCACCACGCCCACGUACUGCUACGAGUGUGAGGGGCUGCUGUGGGGCAUCGCCCGGCAGGGCAUGCGCUGCGCCGAGUGCGGCGUCAAGUGCCACGAGAAGUGCCAGGACCUGCUCAAUGCCGACUGCCUGCAGAGGGCGGCAGAGAAGAGUUCCAAGCAUGGAGCAGAGGACCGGACCCAGAACAUCAUCAUGGUGCUCAAGGACCGCAUGAAGAUCCGGGAGCGCAACAAACCAGAGAUAUUUGAGCUGAUCCAGGAGGUGUUUGGGGUCAACAAGACCACACACACACAGCAGAUGAAGGCGGUCAAGCAGAGUGUCCUGGAYGGCACCUCCAAAUGGUCGGCCAAGAUCAGCAUCACAGUGGUUUGCGCCCAGGGCCUGCAAGCGAAGGAUAAGACUGGUUCCAGUGACCCCUAUGUCACUGUCCAGGUUGGAAAGACAAAAAAAAGGACUAAGACUAUCUACGGCAAUCUCAACCCAGUCUGGGAGGAGAACUUCCAUUUCGAGUGCCAUAACUCCUCUGACCGCAUCAAGGUCCGCGUGUGGGACGAGGAYGAUGACAUCAAGUCUCGCGUCAAGCAGCGCUUUAAGAGGGAAUCUGACGACUUCCUGGGCCAGACCAUCAUCGAGGUCCGGACCCUGAGUGGGGAGAUGGACGUCUGGUACAAUCUCGACAAGCGCACUGACAAGUCAGCAGUGUCGGGAGCCAUCCGGCUGCACAUCAGCGUGGAGAUCAAGGGUGAGGAGAAGGUGGCUCCCUACCACGUUCAGUACACCUGCCUGCACGAGAACCUGUUCCACUUUGUGACGGAUUUGCAAAACAAUGGGGUAGUGAAGAUCCCUGAUGCCAAGGGGGAUGAUGCCUGGAAGGUGUACUUUGAUGAGACAGCACAGGAGAUCGUAGACGAGUUUGCCAUGCGCUAUGGGGUGGAAUCCAUCUACCAGGCCAUGACGCAUUUUGCCUGCCUCUCCUCCAAGUACAUGUGCCCCGGGGUGCCGGCCGUGAUGAGCACCCUGCUGGCCAACAUCAACGCCUACUACGCCCACACCACCUCCUCUUCCAACGCCAAUGCCUCCGACCGCUUUGCUGCCUCCAAUUUCGGGGUCAGUCCCAUGAAAGAUCGCUUUGUCAAACUCCUGGACCAGCUGCACAACUCCCUGCGCAUCGACCUCUCCAUGUACCGGAACAACUUCCCUGCCAGCAGCCCUGAACGGCUGCAGGAUCUCAAGUCCACGGUGGAUUUGCUGACCAGCAUCACCUUCUUUAGGAUGAAGGUCCAGGAGCUGCAGAGCCCCCCACGAGCCAGCCAGGUGGUGAAGGACUGUGUGAAGGCCUGUCUCAACUCCACCUACGAGUACAUCUUCAACAACUGCCACGAGCUCUACAGCCGCGAGUACCAGACAGACCCGACUAAGAAAGGCGAGGUGCCCCCCGAGGAGCAGGGCCCCAGCAUCAAAAACYUGGAUUUCUGGUCCAAGCUCAUCACCCUGAUUGUCUCCAUUAUUGAGGAAGACAGGAACUCCUACACGCCCUGCCUGAACCAGUUCCCCCAGGAGCUGAACGUGGGGAAGAUCAGUGCAGAGGUGAUGUGGAACCUCUUUGCUCAGGACAUGAAGUACGCGAUGGAGGAGCACGACAAGCAUCGCCUGUGCAAGAGUGCAGACUACAUGAACCUGCACUUCAAGGUGAARUGGCUGUACAAUGAGUAUGUCACCGAGCUGCCCUCCUUCAAGAGCCGCGUGCCCGAAUAUCCCGCCUGGUUUGAGCCCUUUGUCAUCCAGUGGCUGGAUGAGAAUGAGGAGGUGUCUCGGGAUUUCCUGCAUGGAGCRCUGGAGCGGGACAAGAAGGAUGGGUUCCAGCAGACCUCGGAGCAUGCACUUUUCUCCUGCUCUGUGGUGGACGUUUUCUCCCAGCUCAACCAGAGCUUUGAGAUCAUCAAGAAGCUGGAGUGCCCUGACCCCCAGAUCGUGGGGCACUACAUGCGACGGUUUGCCAAGACCAUCAGCAAUGUGCUGCUCCAGUACGCUGAGAUCAUCUCCAAGGAUUUUGCCUCCUACUGCUCUAAGGAGAAGGAGAAAGUGCCCUGCAUCCUGAUGAACAACAUCCAGCAGCUCCGUGUCCAGCUUGAAAAGAUGUUUGAAGCCAUGGGUGGGAAGGAUCUGGACACAGAAGCCAGUGAUAUCCUCAAGGAACUGCAAGUGAAACUCAACAAYGUCCUGGAUGAUCUGAGCCGAGUCUUUGCCACCAGUUUCCAGCCACACAUUGAGGAGUGCGUGAAGCAGAUGGGUGACAUCCUGAGCCAGGUGAAGGGCACUGGCAAUGUCCCCGCCAGCACCUGCAGCAGCGUUGCACAGGAUGCUGACAAUGUCCUGCAGCCCAUCAUGGACCUGCUAGACAGCAACCUGACGCUGUUCGCCAAGAUCUGUGAGAAGACGGUGCUGAAGCGGGUGCUGAAGGAGCUCUGGAAACUGGUGAUGAACACCAUGGAGAAGACCAUUGUCCUGCCCCCACUCACAGACCAGACGGGCACACAGAUGAUUUUCAACGCGGCCAAGGAGCUGGGGCAGCUCUCCAAGCUGAAGGACCACAUGGUGCGUGAGGAAGCCAAGAGCCUGACCCCGAAGCAGUGUGCUGUGGUGGAGCUGGCACUGGACACCAUCAAGCAAUACUUCCAUGCCGGUGGCGUGGGGCUGAAAAAGACAUUCCUGGAGAAGAGCCCUGACCUACAGUCGCUGCGCUAUGCCCUGUCCCUCUACACCCAGGCCACUGACCUCCUCAUCAAAACCUUCGUGCAGACCCAGUCAUCACAGGUUCAUGGUGGGAAAGGGAUUAGGUUUACCCUUAGUGAAGAGGUUUAUCCUGACAAGGGGUCUGGCGUGGAGGACCCCGUGGGGGAGGUGUCCAUCCACGUGGAGCUCUUGACCAACCCCAGUGGCGAGCACAAAGUCACCGUCAAAGUGGUGGCUGCAAAUGACCUCAAGUGGCAGACAUCGGGCAUCUUCCGGCCCUUCAUCGAGGUCAACAUCAUCGGGCCCCACCUCAGCGACAAGAAGAGGAAAUUCGCCACCAAAUCCAAGAACAACAGCUGGGCCCCCAAGUACAAUGAGAGCUUCCAGUUCACGCUGGGGACAGAGACGGGCCCCGAGUGCUACGAGCUGCAGGUGUGCGUGAAGGAUUACUGCUUUGCCCGGGAGGACCGCACGGUGGGCAUCGCCGUGCUGCAGCUGCGCGACAUCCUGCAGCGCCCCGGCGGCGCCUGCUGGCUGCCCCUGGGCCGCCGCAUCCACAUGGACGACACCGGGCUCACCGUGCUCCGCAUCCUGUCCCAGCGCAACAACGACGACGUGGCCAAGGAGUUCGUCAAGCUCAAGUCGGACACGCGCUCGGCCGAGGAGGGCAGCAGUUAAAGCCCCUCGGUCCCCCCGCCCUCGCCCCCCGCUCCCGGCCCCCCGACAGCACCCUCCAGCCGUGUAUAAGCCAUAGGAGUGGCCGCAGAGGAGUCGCCGGCCCGGCCCUGGGGAGGGGGUGCUGUGGCUGCAGUGGCAGACCCUCCCUCCCUCCCUGGCCACGCUGGCUGGGUUACAGCGGUCCCGAGCACAGCCAGGCCCCCGCCCCACCCCGCAGGAAGGUGCUGGGGCCGGGGGGGCUGCAGGGAAGGGCUGGACCCGAGCCCGGCCCAGGGGAGCGACCGGCCCUUCCCCAGCCUGUCUGAGAUAGAGGAACCCCAGUUGCCCAUCCCCGAACCUCCGCUGUCCCACCCAGCCCCGCAGCUCACGAGUGACAGAGAAAAGGGCUGUGGAGGUGCGUGUAUCUCAUCCCACGUGCGGGUGUUGGUGAGUGGCUGGCACAGCGUGAUGUCCCCUUGUCCCCAUGCCUGGGUGGCGGUGUGCCCCGAGGGCAGGGCGGCUGCCAGCCCUGAGCACCUGUACAUAUGUAAAUAGCUGUACAUACAGGGCAGCUGGACAGGCCGUGUCCUGCACCCGGAAGGGCUAUUGGGGCUGUUGGGUUGGCGGGUGCAGCCCCCACGUGCCCUGCACACGAGGUGCCCUGCACAGGGUCCCCUCCCUGGCUGGCAGCAGCAUCACCGGGGUCGGGGGCAGCAGGGARCAGCCCCCAGCCCCUAUCUCCUGUCUUCCCUGCCUUGCUGCCACUGUGGGUUGCCCCAGUGCCCCCCACAAGGUGCCAGGGGGAGGCGAGGGCUGGGGCCACCAGAGCAGAGGGAUUCCUUCCUCCUUGUUCAGGCCGGUGGGACCGGCAUCCCUGAGCAGUGCAGCCCAUGGGAUCUCCUUGGCACAAGCAGAGCCCUUCCCACCCCACUGCCAAGAACCCCUCCCUCCAGUCCCCCAGUAAGAACCAGUUCUGUGCCCCCAGUUCCCCAGUGAGCACCAUUUCUGUGUGGUAAGUGGUGUGCAUGUCUCGUGUGAGUGCCUGGGAGGCCGGGGUGUGCGGUGUUGGGGUGGCCACCCUGGCUGGCCCCUUUGCCCCGAGUCCUGGGGCAGCUAGAGGCCUCAUGACCCCACAAGUCAAUACAGCUCUCAGCCCCCAUUCCAUCCCAAAACAGGGUACCCCAGCUGGCCCCCACACUCUUUUUUCUAGAGGGUUUGCCUGGGACCAAAGGGUUUCACUUUCCUCUCUCGUUUCUGUUCAAUGUUUACACCCUUUUUCUACCGGCUGCUCCUGCACGGCUGGGCUGGGGCUCGGCCCCAAACCCCAGCCGUGGUGCCCCUGGCCCCGUGCCCCCUCCCCAGACUGUCCUGUUUGGCAUGUGAUUGAACUGACCAAUUCUGCUCCUGUAGCACAGUGUCACCGAUGCCUGUGUGUCUGUCCCGCCGGCGGCGGCGGCUCCCAUGGAUGCAUGACAGUGAGAUGUUUUGCACUAUUUUGAAUUUUUUGGGCUCUGUAAAAAUAUUUUAUUAUAACUGACAUUAAAAAGC